Molecule: messenger RNA, 1260 nt
Organism: Symbiodinium sp. CCMP2592
Lineage: Eukaryota; Dinophyceae; Suessiales; Symbiodiniaceae
Source: the annotation of a GenBank genome assembly
AUGGAGAGAUGCGUCGAGCUGCGUGUUCUGGACAUUCUGCCGGCGCUCGCAGCUACUUUGCUCACGACGCUGCCUGUUACACAGGACGGUGUCUUCAAAUGUCCACAUUUGGUUUUCUUCUCUGAUCGUGAGAUGUGGCUCGCACAGGUUUCCAAGCAUCUGAUCGACGGAUUACUCCAUGUAUACUUCCUCCUGACGGCUGACAUUCGUUCUCUUGUGGCCCUCCUCUUGUCCUUAGAGAACUGGGUGAGAACGAACGAGUUGCGCGUGGUCCAUUCCGGCUUGCCAGUUCGACAGGCCUGCCAAGGUUCCACAAGUGGAAACCUUGACCUCUACUGUCCGGGAGACGUUGGCCAGCAACAAGAGGUUCUCCAGGAAAUUGCACUCAAGCAGAAGCAAGCCUGCAAGUACGCCAAAGUGGAACGUGUGGAGAAGAAGCGCAGGAGCACCCAGCAGGUGGGCCCGGUGGCCAAGAGACGCGAGCGCAAGGCAGUCUACGACAACUCCGAGUCUCUGCCAGUGCCGGCUGACCACUUCUUGGGUGUCCUCAGACACGUUGAAGCUUCCGAAGGCCUGAAAUGGUCUUCAGAGGUCUCUCUGAAAGGUGCAGUCGAAGUCGACGGUACUUCCUUAGGAAAGUUCUACGUUUCAAAGACUUGCAACAGGUUUGCCCCGCAAGUUGCUGCACUCACUCGCAAGCUGCAACGUGCAGGCAAACCUCUGCCCAAGGCCUUCGUUGUGCACUUUCAAGUUUUGGGGGCACGAGAACGUGGGCAGCCCCCUGUUCUCUUUGUGCCUGAACCCUCGCUGACCGUUCCGGGGUCCCGGCCUCCCACAGAAAGCCUUGAGGCCAUCAACCAGUCGGGAUUGCUCACGCUGGUCAGCAAGCCCGAGGCUACCGUCAUAUUCAGUGAUGGAAACGUGGCAUGGCAAAGUGCCGCCAAAAAGAUGCGGUUGAAAAAUGCCGCGGUCAAUCAUCAGAACAAACAGUGGACGAAGCAUGUCCCCCGGCACCUUGGCAAAGCCAGGUCUGUGAGCAGACUUGCCGGCACGCAGUGCAUCGAUCGAAGCUGGCUGGGCCUGAAGACAUUCAUAGGCAACAAGGUCUCGCGCAAAAGCGGUCGUGGCCAGAAUGCCUGCGAAAGCAAUUUGGUUCGGCAGCUCGUGCACCAGUACAUGUACAGGCAAAGCAAAGGCCCGUGUUCUCCUGCAGAGUUCUUGCUGCACUUGGGAAGCAGCUUUCGAGCGAUGCAGGACUAG